Messenger RNA from Penicillium odoratum, 417 nucleotides. RefSeq lists its product as uncharacterized. The record is from RefSeq and is a predicted model, not a curated record. NCBI's taxonomy places the organism in Eukaryota, Fungi, Ascomycota, Eurotiomycetes, Eurotiales, Aspergillaceae. Bases 1 to 417 code for a protein of 138 amino acids. The transcript has 3 exons.
AUGAUCAUCCUGACCUGGAUGUACAAUUAUCUGGGCGGUGCAGAUGAGGAUUGCAUUCUUAGAAAUGUCAUCAGUGCUGCAGGCUUCAUCUGCCAUGGGUCUGGCUCGAAAGCUAUUGCCGCUGGAUACGGCGAAUGGCAGCUGAACACAAAUGAUACUGAGGGCGAUACUGCCCGCAGUAGACGUACUUUCCCGAUCAUUUAUGGUGAUCAAGUCGCGCGCUUCUCAGUUGCGGUGGGAUCUGUUAUUUGUCCGCGAAUUUGGUGUCUCGAAUCUUUUGGAUACCUUAUUCUCCUCGUUCCUGGUGCUUUGAUUGCCUACCGAACGCCCAAUCUCCGCUCUAUGUCUGUAGACGAGUUGAGCUAUAAGUUUUGGUGCGUUUGGCUGAUCAUCAUCCACAUGCUUCUCAUGUAUUAG